UGGGACUCUUUGUGCUGGUGCGUGAUGUAGGAGGGAAGGUGUAAAGAAGCAGGACCUUCCUGUCCCGGCCUCCGCCAUGAGCUUUGAGUGGCCCUGGCAGUAUAACUUUCCUCCUUUCUACACGCUACAGCCAAAUGUUAAUACCCAGCGUAAGCAGCUGGCAGCAUGGUGUUCAUUGGUGCUCUCCUACUUACGUUAUCACAAGCUUUAUACUGUCGAUGUUUUGGAAGUCCAAGAAAGCCCACUGUUCCACAAUAAGAAGAUCCAACGAAAGCUUCCCAUAGAAGCUAUCCAAGUUGUAUUCGAAGAACUCCGGAAAAAAGGAAACUUAGAGUGGAUUGAUAAAAAUAAAACUCGCUGUCUCAUAAUGUGGAGGAGACCCGAAGAGUGGGGGAAACUUGUGUAUCAGUGGGUUUCAAAGAAUGCCAUGACAAAUUCUGUAUUUACAUUUUAUGAACUCUGUAAUGGAGACGAUACUGAAGGCGAAGAGUUCCAUGGUUUGGAGGAGUGGCUUCUGCUACGUGCAUUGCAGUCUUUGCAAGCUGAGCGAAAAGCAGAGAUCAUCACUCUUAAUGACAGCAAAGGGGUCAAGUUCUUCUGAUGGUAUUCAUGCUGAUCUGAGCAGCUGCUGGACACGUACACAGAUUAUGUACAGAAUAAAGACAUUACAGUCAGUGGCAAUGAAGACUAGCACCUGAGAAAGAACAUAUUGGAUUGCAGAUUUCCAGACACCAGACACAUGGUGGCAUGUCAUUUCACGUUACUGUAAUGCACAGCUUGGCUGCUUGCAUUUACAAUGUCCUUUUUAUUCUUGUAAUCUUAAAGCAGUUACAAUUCCGUGUACAGAAUAGAAGUUGCAAUGUUACUGAAUGCACUGUACAAAUCCCUGUGUAUGCCAACAGAGAAAAAAGUUCAAGAGCAAGUUGUUUCGAUAUCGGUGAACAAUCCAGGUACAGAUUUGAAAGACGGAAUUCAAAAUAAUGUAAACAGUAAUCAUUUAUCUCUUUUAAUUUUGCAAUUCUGCCAGGUCACAAAAAAAGGUAAAUUAACCAAAAUAAUUUGCAAAAGGGGCCUGCCAUCCUGCUUGGGCUUCAAAAAGUCUGUCAGCUUGAACUUACUCAGGGACAGUGACAGGGAUUAGUUUAUCCAUUUCUCAUUUGUUAUGACUAUACUUCAAUCUGUAUAUCUUUUCUAUUUAAGCUGCGUGUUUAUUUUCUAUAGGUGUCUUGUAAAGCAUUAAUAGCAGGGGAAUCCUCUGCCAAUACUGAGAGUUAUGAGUGCUUACACAGCUUUGAACAAUUGCAGUUUCCUUCUUUUUGGUUAUAUAAUACUUGUAACUAGCCAAAAUAAAAGGUAAAAAUAA
Molecule: messenger RNA, 1363 nt
Organism: Chiloscyllium plagiosum (whitespotted bambooshark)
Lineage: Eukaryota; Metazoa; Chordata; Chondrichthyes; Orectolobiformes; Hemiscylliidae
Gene: vps25
Product: vacuolar protein sorting 25 homolog
Biological process (GO): protein transport to vacuole involved in ubiquitin-dependent protein catabolic process via the multivesicular body sorting pathway
Cellular component (GO): ESCRT II complex
Molecular function (GO): protein homodimerization activity; structural molecule activity
Source: RefSeq, a predicted model, not a curated record